Musa acuminata subsp. malaccensis (wild Malaysian banana) is the source of this 1795-nucleotide messenger RNA. Its product is annotated as truncated FRIGIDA-like protein 1. NCBI's taxonomy places the organism in Eukaryota, Viridiplantae, Streptophyta, Magnoliopsida, Zingiberales, Musaceae. The record is from RefSeq and is a predicted model, not a curated record.
CCGAUCUGUCCUCUCCUCUUCCGAUUGGGCGCUCUUUCGAUUAGGGUUUCGUUCGUCAUCGUCGUCGUCACUCUUCUUUUCGAACACCGUCUUCGGUAGAUUUAAGUUAGGGUUGUCGUAUCGUAGGUCAUGGCGACAGCAGAGAUCGAGGCGGCCAUGGCGUCGAUCCCCUCGAAGAAGGAGGAGCUCCGGAAGGCCUUCGAGGCCCUCCAGGCAUUCUCGUCCUGCCUGGCAUCGUUCACCCUUAAGUGGAAGGACCUAGAGGAUCAUCUCGCCUCGAUUGAAAGCCUCAUUGGUGACCGCCUCCGCGAACUCGACUCCAAGUCCCACUCCUCUGUGAAGGCGGAGGCCAACCCGGAGACUGCGCCGGAGGUCGUACCCCGGCGUCAGCUCAGCUCUCUCUGCGUCAACAUGGAUGGCGUGGGACUGAGAUCGUACAUCAUUGUGAACCGGAACGAUAUCGCCGAGAUACGGAAAGAGCUCGGUGCUGCCAUUCGGUUCGCACCAGACCCAGCUAAAUUGGUCCUUGAUGCCAUGGACGGGUUUCACCGCCCAAGAGCCGAAGGAGAGAAGGAUGGGGAUGUGCAGGUGAUUAAGAGGACUUGUCUGAGUCUUUUGGAGCAGGUCCAGAUCUUGGCACCUGAAAUAAAGUCUUCUGUGAAGGAUCAGGCCAAGAAAGUAGCGGUGGAGUGGAAAGGUCAGAUUUUGGAUGACAGUGAUAAAGGGAUGGAUGCUUUUGCUUUCUUGCAGCUCUUGGCAACUUAUAGGUUGGCUUCGGAGUUCAAUACGGAUGAAAUCCUGGAUCUUUUUGUUUUGAUUUCACGGAGGAAGCAGGCUCUUGAACUUUGCAAGAGACUCGGUCUUGUCCAAAAUAUGUCCGAUCUAAUUCAGAAACUGAACAGCAAGAGCAGACAACUUGAGGCUAUCAAAUUUGUCCAUGCUCUUGACUUAUUUGACAAGUACCCUCCAGUACCUCUCUUGGAAGCCUACCUAAGAGAAUCCAGAAAGGCUGCUCAAGGAGCACGAAAGAGAGGAAAUAAUUCUAGUCAGUUACAGAAUGAGGCCAUUUCCAAAGAGCUUGCUGCUGCGAAAGCGGUGAUUAAAACUGUUGAGGAAUGCAAGCUUGAAUCUGAGUUUUCGUGUGAGGAUCUUCAGAAGCGUAUUACUCGGUUGGAGCAACAAAAGGCAGACAAGAAACGAACUGCGACAGCUGCUACUGCCACGAAUUCAAGAACUUCGAAGCAGCAGCAGCCUUCCAAUAAACGGCCUCGAUCAUCUACAACUUUAUCAUAUCCUGUUCGUUCUCACCCUCUUCCUUCAUGUGCUCAAAAUCAGUCCCAUUUGGGUUUGACUGAGCAGCAAUCGUCAUAUGCGGGUUUGGGUCGGUCCUAUGGCCUUACUACAACUGCAGCUCUGUAUGAUGUUGCACUCCCUAGUAUUCCUGGAACCAUCGAACUGAGUGGAAAACCUUCACCAAGGUCUUAUCUUUAUCCAUCAGAGUUCCAUGCUAGCUCCAGUUUGUACAACAGGCCAGCAUCCUACGGCGGCUACCCCAUGUCUGGUUUGGGAACAAGUUAUGGCUCAUCUUUUUACCCACUAGGAUAUCAAAAGUGAAGUUGCUUCUUCACUGAACUUGUAAUAUGCCUGCCAUAUCCUUGGCCUAGUUGCCUUUUGUUUAGAUCAACUUACAAGUGGAGACUUUUGGUUCUUUAUAUUGCAGUGCUCUCAGUGAAGCUGAUCAAAUCAUAUGGAAUACCAUUUAGGAAUUGGAAACAAAUAUUUGUUUUGUUUUAAA